Messenger RNA from Neolamprologus brichardi, 486 nucleotides. The record is from RefSeq and is a predicted model, not a curated record. NCBI's taxonomy places the organism in Eukaryota, Metazoa, Chordata, Actinopteri, Cichliformes, Cichlidae.
CUCUGAUUAACAGCACUUUUCUAUUGCACUCUACUCUAAAUUUUCUGACUAUCUCUCACUGAAAUGGCCCAGUUUAGUCACUUUGCUUGAUCCUGGCUCUGGUUGGUUCUUAUUGCUCUCUGGUUUCUUCUGCAUGUUUGUGCUGCUCUUAAGGAUUAGUUUGUAGAAGCUGAGCUUGGAAUCAUGAAGGAUCAGAACUUAAACGAGGAUGUGAUGAAGAUCCUGGAAGAAGCUCCUAAUGCCAGAAAAGCUCUGAGGGAAAACUACGACAAUCUGCUCAAUGUGGCCGACUACUGCUACAACAACUACAUACAGGGUGGUGAGGGCAGUGUGAAGGCGUUGGAAGAAACAAAAAAGUUCACCGCCCAAUCGCUGGCCAGCGUCGCUUACCAGAUAAGCACUCUGGCCAGUAGCGUCCUGAGUCUGCUUGAUGCCCAGACCAAUCAGCUUCGCCACAUGGAGUCGUCUAUCAACCUGAUUGGUCAG